This is a messenger RNA of Pyricularia oryzae 70-15, 849 nucleotides long. RefSeq lists its product as uncharacterized. The record is from RefSeq and is a predicted model, not a curated record. Lineage: Eukaryota; Fungi; Ascomycota; Sordariomycetes; Magnaporthales; Pyriculariaceae. The transcript has a single exon. Bases 1 to 849 code for a protein of 282 amino acids.
AUGUAUCUCGAAAUCUUCCUCAUUGUCGCCGAGGAAGCUGAGCUCCCAGCUCUCUCGGCCCUCAUGCGCACAAAUAGUCAAAUUUAUGCUGGCAUUGUCGAAUACGAGCAAUCAAUUUGCAAGACGCGCAUGCAAAGAUACAUGCUUGCUCCUAGCUGUGACGUCGUAUCUACUCGAACACCUGAGCGAGAAGUUUACCCACGCUUCUCUUUGGAUACUAUGGGCGAACUUGAGCGCAGGCAGAAGCGGAUUGCAAGCAUAGUCAGCCACGAUAUCCUCUCGGCUAACAGCACCAUAUCUGAAGAAUGCCGCUCGCGUUAUGUAGCGGGCCUGGAGCGAGCGCUGCACAUCUGCGAUCACGUGCUCGACUUGAGCAAUCAAGAUAGCGAACGCAAAGCUCAAGUUGAGUACAUCAAGACGCUAUCCAUCGUGGACUUGGCUUUUCUGUUCGAGGCAGCCUCGAUGGGAUCCGUCGGAUGGGCCCGGGGACGGGGCGCUGACCCAACCACGGAUCCAGACUACCUCCACAAGAUGCUCGCUUUUGAAGACCUCGUCCUAAGGCAGGGCUCGAUGUUUCUUUGGGGUUUGACACAGGGUCCGGAUAAUUUCUACAGGCACUCAAUACGACAGAUGGAGAACGUGGCCGCAGAGAUACACGAUUGGGAGUUUAACAACGGCCCUAAGCUGCCGUCACUUCGCCUGGCGGUCAUUUACGCAUUUAUCGAGAAAAAGAAGUGCACUUUCAUCAACUUCACUCAGCACAUGGCCGCCAUCGUCGAGAGAGAAAUUAAAGGCCCGCUGCCGCCAGCAGGUAAAGAGGUUACCAAGGGUAUUCACCAACAAACAUGA